AUUGAUUGGUUCUACUGUCCCACGUCAAGGAUAAAUAAUUGCAUACACAAAAGUCAAGUCGAGUCGCUUCUUUGUUUCAACUUUCAACCCCAUCAUCAUUCAUUCUCCUAACAUUAACAAUGUUUCUUCUAUUAUAUAACACAACACAAGAUUUCAAAAAAAAUAUAUAUAAUGCUCCUAUAAGCUAAGAAAAUUAAGAUGAUACUCCAAACACAAACACAAACACAACAACAACAUCUUCUGCUACUGUCUUUUUUCCUAUUCUCCACUCUCAUCUCCACCAUUGCAGCAGCAACAACCUUAAUCUCACCAGGCACAACAACCCUUUAUGCUUCAAACACAAACCAAUCAUGGUCCUCUCCCAACAACACUUUCUCUCUCCAUUUCCUACCUCUCCACCCUCAAACCACCCCUCCUUCCUUCUUCGCCGCCAUCGUCUUCUCCGGCGGAUCACCCGUCAUUUGGACCGCCGGAAACGGUGCCACCGUCGACUCCAACGGCUCCUUCCAAUUCCUCUCCACCGGAAAUAUUCUCCUCGUUAAUGGGUCGGGCUCAACUUUGUGGGAAUCCGGAACUUCCAAAAUGGGUGUCUCCUCUGCCAUGCUUCAUGAAAAUGGAAACUUGGUUCUCUCCAAUGGCAAAAAAUCUGUUUGGUCGAGCUUUGACAACCCAACUGAUACAAUUGUUCCCUCUCAGAAUUUCACUGUUAGUAUGGUUUUGCGUUCUGGUUUGUACUCAUUUUCUGUUCUUAAUUCUGGUAACCUCACUCUCAAAUUUAAUGACACUGUGCCUUAUUGGGAUCAAGGUUUGAACUUUUCCAUGAGUUUGAUGAAUUUGAGUUCACCUGUUUUGGAUUUGCAAUCAAAGGGAAUUUUGCAGAUUUUGUAUCCUAAUUUGACUUCCCCUGUGGUGGUUGCUUACACCAAUGAUUAUGGUGAAGGGGAUGAUGAUGUUUUGAGGAUUUUGAAGCUUGAUGGUGAUGGGAAUUUGAGAAUUUAUAACUCUAGAAAAGGUAGUGGGGAUGUGAGUGUUGGAUGGGUUGCUGUUGAGGAUCAAUGUGAAGUUUUUGGUUAUUGUGGGAAUAAUGGUAUUUGUAGUUAUAAUAAUAAUGAUUCAAUUUCUAAGCCCAUUUGUGGAUGUGCAUCUCAUAAUUUUGAGAUGGUUGAUUCUAAUGAUAGUAGGAAAGGGUGUGUGAGGAAAGUGAGGCUUGAAGAUUGUGUAGGAGAGGUGGCUAUGUUGCAAGUGAACCAUGCUAGAUUCUUGACAUAUCCUCCACAGUUUGUGAUCAACCCUGAGAUAUUUUUUGUUGGUUUAUCAGCUUGUAGUGGAAAUUGUCUUCAAUCUGGUUCUUGUUUUGCUUCUACUUCUUUGUCGGAUGGAACUGGAUUAUGUUACAUUAAGACUAGUAAUUUUAUUAGUGGAUACCAGAAUCCUGCUUUACCUAGCAUUUCAUUCAUCAAGGUUUGUGGACCAUUGGCUCCAAACUCAUCAACUCCAUUGGAGAAUGUCGCAGAGAGGAAGGAAUGGAGGAUACACGCAUGGGUAGUUGCUAUAAUUGUUUCGAGUACCGUUUUAGGUUUUCUUGUCUUUGAGGGUGGUUUAUGGCUGUGGUGUUGUAGAAGCGGAUCGGGAGUUGGAGGAUUAGCAGCUCAAUAUGCUCUUAUUGAGUAUGCUUCUGGUGCACCGGUUCAUUUCUCUUACAAGGAGCUCCAAAGGUCAACAAAUGGAUUCAGAGACAAACUUGGUGAUGGGAGAUUUGGCACGGUUUAUAGAGGAGUUCUUGCUAAUCAAAUUGUUGUUGCGGUUAAGCAACUCGAGGGAAUAGAUCAGGGUGAGAAACAGUUUAGGAUGGAAGUUUCUACUAUAAGUAGUACACAUCAUCUGAAUUUAGUAAGGCUGGUUGGUUUUUGCUCAGAAGGACGUUAUAGACUUUUAGUAUAUGAAUUCAUGAAAAACGGAUCUCUUGAUAACUUUCUUUUUGUCAAAGAAGAACGAUCGGGGAAAGUGAUGAAUUGGGAGCAUCGAUUCAACGUCGCCUUGAGUGCUGCUAAGGGCUUGACCUACCUUCACGAGGAGUGUCGAAACUGCAUUGUCCAUUGUGAUGUAAAACCUGAGAACAUUCUUUUAGAUGAGAAUUACAAUGCAAAAGUCUCAGACUUCGGCCUUGCAAAGCUUUUAGGUUCGACGGAUCACAAGCAUCUAAACUUAACAAGCGUGAGAGGAAUAAGAGGGUAUUUAGCACCCGAGUGGCUUGCAAGUCUUCCCGUAACUUCUAAAUCUGAUGUUUACAGUUACGGCAUGGUUUUGUUAGAAAUAGUGAGUGGUAAAAGGAACUUUGAAAUCUCAGAAGAAACAAGUGGAAAAAUGUUCUCCAUAUGGGCUUAUGAAGAGUUUGAGAAAGGUAACAUCAUGGAGAUAAUUGAUAAAAGACUUGGCAGCCAAGAAAUCAACUUGGAGGAAGUUAAAAGAAUGCUUCUUGCAUGUUUUUGGUGCAUGCAGGAGCAACCAUCUAAGAGGCCAACAAUGGGAAAAGUUUUGCAAAUGCUAGAAGGUGUGAUUGAUAUUUGUAAACCACCAGCACCAAAAUCAUUUACGGUAGGAUCUUCUUCUGACUCUGAGGGAAUCAAAAGCAAUGCCACUGCUUUCUCCACUUUUGCUUCCUCAUCAACUCCACCUUACUCUCCCUCUUCAGCUUUGUUGCCUUGAUAAGCGCCUUGAUUACAGAUGAAACACAGAGAAGAUUGCUCCAUCCACCCGUAUAGCAUUACUCCUCCCUCUCGAUGGUUUCAUUGACAAGAAUGUUGUGACCGCUGAGAGCCAGAACUUUGGUGUAUAUGUGCAAUUUUUCCUGUUUAAAAUUUAUACUGAAUCAGAGCACUUACCGUUGGCGAAAGUUCAAGGAUUGCAUACGAAAACGAAGCAAGGAAGAGCUCAAACAACAACCACCAGAAUAAGUAGCAUUCUCAGUUUUUCCUUGAGAACUUUGAUCAGUAGAUGGCUCUGAAGUCCUUUUCUCAUGCUUUCUUCUUUCAUGCACGAGAAGAAUUGCACAUUUACAGGUGAAAUAUAGAAGCAACAAUCCAAGAGAGAAAAUGAUCACAAAUUCAAUGACAAUGAUUGAUCCUAAAGCUGUUACACAAAUAGAAAGAGCUUUUGACUUGGAACAGAAGCAAACUGAGGUGGAAUGUUGAGAACAGAAAUGUACACAGAAGCUGUAGCAAGAUUUCCAUUUAUAUCAGAUAUUGUAUACCAAAAGGUAUCAUUUCCAUAAUAAUCUUCAUAGGGAGUGUAGCGAAAGAUCCUUCCGUUCUGUAUAAGUGAACCAUGAUCUGACUGACAAAGUACCACAAGAAGGGUCAGUUAACAUAUUCCAAAAGAAUAUGAAGAAAUGAAGAUGAAGGUAUUGGAUAAUAUAAUGGAAUUUAGUAACAACUUCAAACACCUCUGUUUGAAAAAGAUCUGGUACUGUAGGGAUAAAAAUUUGGGUCACAAAUAUAAACUAGUUAGUGUAAGGCAAGUUAUUAUAUCCUUCCUUUAAGUUUAACUUA
Molecule: messenger RNA, 3548 nt
Organism: Cicer arietinum (chickpea)
Lineage: Eukaryota; Viridiplantae; Streptophyta; Magnoliopsida; Fabales; Fabaceae
Product: G-type lectin S-receptor-like serine/threonine-protein kinase At1g34300
Biological process (GO): protein phosphorylation; recognition of pollen
Molecular function (GO): protein serine/threonine kinase activity; ATP binding
Source: RefSeq, a predicted model, not a curated record